CGCAACAGAAUCCGCAUUUAAACAGCAGACUCUGCUUCUGUACCUAGUAAUAAUUAUCUCCACCUUCUCCACUCUCCCUCUCUCUCUCACUCUCUCUCUCACACUCCACAGCUAGCCGGCCAUGGCUUCAUUUGAGACGGAACCAAAAUCAAGUGACGAGAUCGACGAGUGUCGCCGAUAGAGGAGGUUCACCUGACGGUAUCAAAUACCGACGAUCCUACGCUUCCUGUAUGGACCUUCAGAAUGUGGUUUCUGGGAAUAAUCUCGUGCGGGCUACUCUCAUUCCUCAACACCUUCUUCGCCUACCGAACCGAGCCGCUCUUGAUAACCAUGAUCUCGGUCCAGGUAGCGAGUCUCCCGAUAGGGAAGUUUAUGGCGAGGACUCUGCCCAACAACAAGUUUCGGAUCCCCGGGUUUGGGGAUCGGGAGUUCUCGCUGAAUCCCGGCCCGUUUAACGUGAAGGAGCACGUUUUGAUAUCGAUUUUUGCCAAUGCUGGGUCUGGGUUUGGAGGUGGAACGGCUUAUGCUGUUGGAAUUGUUAAUAUCAUCAAAGCCUUUUAUCACAGGAAUAUUUCUUUCGUGGCUGCAUUGAUUCUUGUUAUCACUACACAGGUGUUGGGAUAUGGGUGGGCUGGGAUUCUGCGGAGGUUCGUGGUGGAGCCGGCUGAAAUGUGGUGGCCUAGUAGUCUCGUUCAAGUUUCUGUUUUCAGGGCUCUGCACGAGAAUGACAAUGCUCGCAUGUCGAGAGGGAAAUUCUUCUUGAUUGCACUUAUUUGCAGCUUCUCCUGGUAUAUCUUCCCUGGAUACCUUAUGACAGUUUUGACAAGUAUUUCUUGGGUUUGCUGGGUAUUUCCCAAAUCAGUAACGGCCCAUCAAAUCGGUUCAGGAAUGGAUGGACUUGGACUCGGAUCCUUCGCCCUCGACUGGUCAUCUAUAGCCUCUUACCUAGGCAGCCCCCUUAUAAGCCCGUUCUUCGCCAUUGCCAAUGUCAUUGUUGGCUAUAUAUUAUUGAUCUAUGGCGUAAUCCCACUCGUUUACUGGGGAAGUAAUCUUUAUAAUGCAAAGACCUUCCCAAUCUUCUCCUCCGAUUUGUUCAAUGAACAUGGGCGGCCAUAUAAUGUAUCAGCUAUUGUGAAUGACAAGUUUGAAAUAGACAGAGCAGCAUAUGACAGGGAGGGACUUAUAAAUUUGAGUGUGUUCUUUUCGGUGACAUAUGGUCUUGGCUUUGCUGCCAUUGUAUCUACCAUCACACAUGUGGCCUUGUUCAAUGGAAGGGAGAUAUUAAGACAGUUUCGAGCUUCGUACAAAGGAAAGCAAGAUGUUCACACAAAAUUAAUGAAGAAAUACAAAGGCAUUCCUGAAUGGUGGUUUUAUGCUAUGCUUGUUGUGUCAAUGAUACUUUCUCUCAUGCUGUGCAUUUUUUUCAAAAGUGAGAUUCAAAUGCCAUGGUGGGGGCUUCUUUUCGCAGCAGCACUUGCACUAGCGUUCACUCUUCCUAUUAGUGUCAUUACUGCAACAACAAACCAGACACCGGGACUAAAUGUUGUAACAGAAUACAUCAUGGGUAUCAUUCUGCCUGGUAAACCAAUAGCCAAUGUGUGCUUCAAGACUUACGGCUACAUUAGCAUGAGUCAGGCAGUUUCCUUCCUCAACGAUUUCAAGCUCGGCCACUACAUGAAGAUUCCACCAAGAUCAAUGUUCUUAGUCCAGUUGAUAGGCACUAUUAUAGCUGGGGUUAUUAACAUUGGAGUGGCUUGGUGGCUAUUGACUAGCAUAGACAACAUAUGUCAAGAAGGUCUUCUACCCCCAAACAGUCCUUGGACAUGUCCAAGUGAUCGUGUCUUCUACGACGCCUCUGUCAUUUGGGGUUUGGUCGGACCAAAGCGAAUGUUCGGGCCUCUUGGAAACUACUCUGCACUCAACUGGUUCUUCCUUGGAGGUGCUGUAGGACCUCUCAUUGUAUGGUUGCUACACAAAGCUUUCCCAAAACAGAAAUGGAUUCCUCUGAUAAAUUUACCAGUACUUUUGGGGGCAACUGGUAUGAUGCCGCCAGCUACAGCUGUGAAUUUCAAUAGCUGGAUUGUGACGGGAGUUAUCUUCAAUUACUUCGUCUUCAAGUAUAGGAAGAACUGGUGGCAGAAAUAUAAUUAUGUUCUCUCUGCGGCUUUGGAUGCUGGGUUGGCUUUUAUGGGGAUUCUUCUAUACUUCAGUCUGUCAAUGGAGGAUAAAAGUUUAUCUUGGUGGGCUACAAAUGGAGAACGCUGUGAUUUAGCUACAUGCCCAACAGCCAAAGGCAUUGUUGUUGAUGGGUGUCCUGUGUAUUGAUUCUCAUUUCAAUUGCACACGAAAUAUCUAUUAGUAGGGAAAAUAAAAGGAAGAUUAAACAGCAUAAGAAAGCACUUUCAUGUUGUAAAUAUAAUUGGGUUCAUUUGGUAGAGCGGUUAGAGUGAUUUUCAAUGUUAACAGAAAAGUUGUGGAAAAAAAGUUGAGCUUAAAGUUGUAAAAUAUGAUGUGAGGUAUUUGAUGAACUAAAAGUUUACGCUAGCA
Molecule: messenger RNA, 2547 nt
Organism: Tripterygium wilfordii
Lineage: Eukaryota; Viridiplantae; Streptophyta; Magnoliopsida; Celastrales; Celastraceae
Product: oligopeptide transporter 4-like
Exons: 6
Coding region: 244-2325 (693 amino acids)
Biological process (GO): transmembrane transport
Molecular function (GO): oligopeptide transmembrane transporter activity
Source: RefSeq, a predicted model, not a curated record